Molecule: messenger RNA, 186 nt
Organism: Prunus armeniaca (apricot)
Lineage: Eukaryota; Viridiplantae; Streptophyta; Magnoliopsida; Rosales; Rosaceae
Source: the annotation of a GenBank genome assembly
AUGUUGAAACAAUACUUGAAGAACUUAGAGCAACUCCAGCGCUCACCCAAACCUGGGCAAAAGGCCCCCCCUGGCAGCCCAACUCCCCUCCAGCGCGCAGAAAAGAGCUCGGGCAAUGGCUGGGUCCCACCAGCCCGGGCAGGCCCAAGGGCAACUUUCGCCUGGGCUUCAGCCCGAGGGCGCUGA